AUCACUGAGGUGGAGCUUAGUCGACACAGACUGAAUUGCAUGGACGAAAGUGUGGAACCUUCUCCGUGGGAAAAUAUUUACAAGUUUACGUAACUUUGAAGGAAAACAAAUCAAGACAAGGAUACCUAUUACGUGGCGUCAUUUCAUGCGGGAUACUGCUUUAUUUUACAGCCUGUAACGCGGUUACGAGGGUCUUGAGCCCAUAUUGAUAUUUACAUAACUGUGCUGAUUCGGGCUCACAGUAGGCUAACGUCACGUCGGACUCCGUUGACUUCGGCUGGAAGACCACGCGCAUUGAGAUUGAAUAUAACUCAAAGCUGAAGUUGCUCUACAUGCGAGAUAUAAACAUGUACAUUAUUUUUGUUUUUUUCGGAUAAUUCUGAAAAACAAGUUAUACAACAGGGAAGCGUAAUUUGCGUUGCGCCCUGGUCCUAAAGCCAGUCGUGUAUCCGGCUGUUGCGCGGUUAUCCAGCUCGUGUCCCAAUGCUUCAACUGUGGUCGCGUUCCAAAUCACUAGACAUAAUGAUGGAAAGUGUUUUGUUAGAGCAAGGCUAAUUAUUCCCGGAGAUAUCCAGAAUAAUUUGUAGUUUUUCAUUUAUAACUUGGUGACUUUAUUACAAUAUUUGUCGUUUUUUACGCAUUUGAAAGGAGUUUCUUCUUUGGAGUGCAGUAGAGCAACGUGAAGGAGGUCUGAUACGUAUCACACCAGCACACUAAAAACGGUUAAAGGGACUUGAGUGGAGUAAUGGUGGUAAAUACGGUCCAUUGGUUCAGGAAGGGCUUGCGGCUCCACGAUAAUCCAUCACUAAGAGACUCCAUCCAGGGAGCGCACAAUGUCCGCUGUGUGUACAUCCUUGACCCCUGGUUCGCCGGUUCGUCCAACGUCGGGAUCAGCAGGUGGAGGUUUUUACUGCAGUGUUUGGAAGACUUGGAUGCCAGCCUCCGCAAACUAAACUCACGACUCUUCGUUAUCCGUGGCCAACCCACCGAUGUCUUCCCCAGGCUGUUUAAGGAGUGGAAUAUUACUCGUCUGUCCUACGAGUACGACUCGGAGCCAUUUGGAAAGGAGCGAGAUGCAGCCAUCAAGAAGUUGGCAAAUGAGGCAGGCGUGGAGGUGAUUGUUCGCAUCUCUCACACGCUCUACGAUCUGGACAAGAUCAUUGAGCUGAACGGAGGCCAGUCUCCGCUCACGUACAAGCGCUACCAGACCCUCAUCAGCAGGAUGGAGUCUGUGGAGAUCCCGGCAGAGACCAUCACAGCAGAAGUCAUGGGGGCAUGCACCACUCCUGUCUCGGAUGACCACGAUGAGAAGUUCGGGGUUCCUUCUUUGGAAGAACUUGGCUUUGACACAGAGGGCCUGUCCUCAGCCGUGUGGCCUGGAGGAGAAACAGAGGCCCUCACUCGUCUAGAGAGGCACCUGGAGAGGAAGGCUUGGGUGGCCAACUUUGAGCGUCCAAGAAUGAAUGCCAAUUCACUGCUAGCCAGUCCCACUGGCUUAAGUCCGUAUUUAAGAUUCGGCUGCCUCUCCUGUCGACUCUUCUACUUCAAACUCACAGACCUCUACAGAAAGGUCAAAAAGAACAGCUCACCUCCUCUGUCCCUUUAUGGCCAAUUACUGUGGCGCGAGUUCUUUUACACGGCCGCCACCAACAACCCACGCUUCGACAAGAUGGAAGGCAACCCCAUUUGUGUGCAGAUCCCGUGGGACAAAAACCCAGAGGCUUUAGCCAAGUGGGCUGAGGGCAGGACGGGUUUCCCCUGGAUCGAUGCCAUCAUGACCCAGCUGAGGCAAGAGGGCUGGAUCCACCAUCUGGCCCGACACGCAGUCGCCUGUUUCCUCACCCGUGGAGACCUGUGGAUCAGCUGGGAGGAGGGCAUGAAAGUCUUUGAGGAGCUGCUGCUGGAUGCAGACUGGAGUGUGAAUGCAGGAAGCUGGAUGUGGCUGUCCUGCAGCUCCUUCUUCCAGCAGUUCUUCCACUGCUACUGUCCCGUGAGCUUCGGCCGUCGACCCGACCCCAACGGAGACUACAUACGGCGAUAUUUGCCAGUGUUGAGGGGUUUCCCAGCCAAGUAUAUCUACGACCCCUGGAAUGCUCCUGAAAGCGUCCAGAAAGCAGCCAAAUGUAUGAUUGGUGUACACUACCCCAAACCCAUGGUGCAUCACGCAGAGGCAAGCCGCCUCAACAUAGAGCGUAUGAAACAGAUCUACCAGCAACUGUCCAGCUACCAUGGCCUGGGACUGCUGGCAACAGUGCCGUCCAACGCUAAUGGAAAUGGUGAGAAUUCCACAACCUUAAUGGGAUUCCAAACAGGAGAUAUGAACAAGGAAAUCGCUGCAUCCUCAGGCUAUCAGAUGCCACCCACCUCACAAGGUGAAUGGCACGGCAGGAUGGUUUACUCACAAGGAGACCACCAAACAACCAGCAGCAUGUCACUGCAAGGUUUUGCAAGCAACAGUAGUGGCACAAUGUGCUACAGGCAAGACUUAAGUCCUGCUGGACAGCCAGGACGAGGGCUGCACAGCACCAUCCUGACAUCUGGAAAACGACACAGCGAAGAGUCUGGUCCUGCCACAGGCUCAAAAGUCCAACGUCAGAGUAUUUCUUAAACAUCAGAAAUGGUCAAUGCACAGAUGUCAGCACGACUUUGCAGAGGCCUGACUUAUUUUUUUGGCACCUUUUUCGAGUUGUUAUGUUUUGCAUUUUUUAUGGAAGAAACCAAAAUCCCAUUGACGGGAGCGAUUCAAGGGGGUGCAUGAUUCUCUCUCUAAGCACAUCAACACUUCAAAACUCACUGUACAUUAUCACAGGGACUUCACCCAAGAGGUCAACAUCCUAACAACAUUAGAAUUAUGUUGUGGCUCUGUAAUCUCCACAGCAGCAACGUUCUGCCAAUGUUACGUUCAUGUUUGGACUCUCUGGGGCUAAAUUUUUGUGUGUAUAUAAGGAUUUGAUGAAUACUUACAUACAAAAUGUACAUAUUUAAUAUUGUAUGUGCUUUCUCUUUUUCAUGUAGUCAUAGACCCAUUGAUAUAUUUUUGAUAUUAAGAAUUAUUGUGGAUCAAUUUUACUCUGUUCUUUAUGAAAACAUAAAAUUGAACCUUUCAAAGCAUUUGUAGACUCUCCAUGCAGUACAUUACUUAACCUCUCAUCGGGUUGUUUGCUUGCACUAUGUUUUUUGAACUCUACUUUUGUUUGUCUCAGCUACAGCCGUUUGUGAUCUUUUCAGACUGACAUCUGUCUCCACCUUCUCAGUCCCUGUUUACUUUCUAUUUGAGUGUCUCUCCAUUGCUGUAAAGUAAACUAUUCGAAAAUAUAAUUCACCACAGUGUUUCUCAUCCUCUCACUUUGUGCUUGUUUAAUAAAGUGUAAAUGUACUUUG
Molecule: messenger RNA, 3381 nt
Organism: Pimephales promelas (fathead minnow)
Lineage: Eukaryota; Metazoa; Chordata; Actinopteri; Cypriniformes; Leuciscidae
Gene: cry1a
Product: cryptochrome circadian regulator 1a
Biological process (GO): entrainment of circadian clock by photoperiod; negative regulation of DNA-templated transcription; circadian regulation of gene expression
Cellular component (GO): nucleus; cytoplasm
Molecular function (GO): DNA binding; FAD binding
Source: RefSeq, a predicted model, not a curated record